AAUGGACGAAUAAUACAAAAAAAAUGCUAUGAAAAUAUUUACCUACAUUUUGGGAAAUGUACUCAAAAAAAUUGUUGUUUUAUUGAAUUUUAACUGAUUUCUUACGAUAAUGGGUAGCCUUGACAGAGCAAUCCUAACUGGGUUCAUAUGUCGACUAUGUUCUGAAAUGCACCGCAUUGUGAUACAUAUAUAUGGUGAAGAAGGCAUACGACUAUGUAUUUCAGAAAAAAUCAGUCGAUAUCUCACCAUAAACAUUUCUCGAGCCGACCCACUCCCAAAAACCAUUUGCAAAAAUUGUUUGGAAAGACUUGAAAAACAACACAAAUUGGUAAUGGUGAUGGAAAACGCAGCCAACAUGUUAAAAGGGCGUAAAACAAGGGCUGCCAAAAGUGAAACAAAGCAGUAAUAUAUUGAUAAUUGAAAUUGUAACUUAAUACAUGCAGUAUCUAACAAUUCCUAAGGAUUGUCAUUAGGUAUAUGUUUCAAGGACUACGAAAUUACUAAUGUACUCGUAAAUAUGUUUACAUCGUAGGUAACUUCUGUGCUGAUGUAGCUAAAGUAAAUUAUAAGAAGGUUCAUAUUCUGUUUUGUUAUUAUCUAACAUUUAAAGAAAUUUGGAGUAUGUUUGAGAAAACAAAUGGUUUCAUUUAUACAUGAAAAGUGAUAAUAUUCAUAAGAAUAUUAUUAAACUUCUUUGUUACACAUACACAAGUAUGCUGUGUUUUAAAAUAAUUUAUUUUAAGUAUUAGUAUUAGCUAUAUAAAUUAAUUUGUAAUUAUCACAAAUUGGUGUGUUUGUUUUUGGGAACGAUUUCUCAUUAAUUUAAGGAUGAUGUUGCUCCCCCAGCUGAAAUGUUAAGAAUAAAGUAUCUCAAUAUCUCUCACCCUUUUUUAUCACUACAUAGAUAAGUGAACAAGCUUAAAGCUCAUCUGGUAUUAUUAAGUGGUUACUGGAGAUACAUUGAGGUUGACAAUCGUUGUGGAAUAAUGGUUAUCCUACUCUUGGAACUACAAACCAUGAAGGCCUUGUAGCAGAAGUGAGUCGACUAUUAUCAAAGCCGGCAAUGUGACUUUUGGACAAUUAUUGGUAAA
Molecule: messenger RNA, 1091 nt
Organism: Bombyx mandarina (wild silkworm)
Lineage: Eukaryota; Metazoa; Arthropoda; Insecta; Lepidoptera; Bombycidae
Cellular component (GO): nucleus
Molecular function (GO): zinc ion binding
Source: RefSeq, a predicted model, not a curated record